Scutellospora calospora is the source of this 1014-nucleotide messenger RNA. The record is from the annotation of a GenBank genome assembly. NCBI's taxonomy places the organism in Eukaryota, Fungi, Glomeromycota, Glomeromycetes, Diversisporales, Gigasporaceae.
AUGAUUACUGAUUUAUUCAAAAUAAGACACGAUGAACCAAAGUCAGUUAAAAUUCUUCGACGUACUGUUAUCAUUAUAGCUACAGGAUUAUCAAUUACAGCAUUUGCCGUAUUAUGCAUUGAAGUUCGUGACGAACUGCCUAGUGUUAAUAUAAGAUAUAAAACAUCCAAUAGUCUGCCUACACCAGGGAAUUACAAUUGUAGCGACUAUAUCAAUAAAACUGUAUAUGAUACUUCACAGUCUAAAUAUUUAGCUUUAUUUUCAUCAAGAUAUGAUAUAACUUCUCGUAGUAGAUAUACUCUUUCGAUAAAUAUCACAGACCCUAGAUACAACAUUUCCAAUCAAAAUGAUUACAUGGAAAUGUAUGCUUAUGAUGGAGAAUAUGAUUUAUUGAUGAAUCCAUUAAUUUAUCAACAAAUUCAAUUUGAAGAAUCACUUUAUCUGAAGAACGCUUAUUUUUUUGGGCAACCUAGAAAUGACAUAGCUGUAUGUAUACAUGUAUUUAAUCCUUUUGAAGAGCACGCUAUUAUUCCAGAUAUUUUAAGUUACUUUGGUAGACAAACAUAUAUUGACAUACCUUAUCUUGAAUCAUAUAUGUCGUUUGUUAUGACUGCGAAUUCAAACAGUUCUUAUUAUGCAAUAUUACGAUUUAUUGUGUCUCCUCCAUUUAUUAUAAUAGAAGAAACAGAAGAAAGGAGCAAAACUAUUUUGAGCUCAUUAGGUAUUAUUGGUGGUAUUUGGAGUUUUGUUGUUGCUCUUUAUAUACUUUUAUUCGGAUCUGGUUCAGUAUCACCAUGGGGUUUGGUACAAAAAUCAAAAUUAUUCAAAAAUAAAUAUGAAAAAUAUAUUAUGCCAUUUACUUAUGAAUCCGAUACUACUGAAGAUUUUAAUUCCUCGAUACAAAGACGACUCAAUAAUAUAGAAAAAAGAAUCCAAUUCUAUGAUAAAUUCAUUAUUGAUAAUCCAUUAUUAAAUUUCGAUAAUAAAGAUGAAAACCCCACUAAAUCUAUUUAA